Molecule: messenger RNA, 729 nt
Organism: Coffea arabica (coffee)
Lineage: Eukaryota; Viridiplantae; Streptophyta; Magnoliopsida; Gentianales; Rubiaceae
Product: dirigent protein 25
Source: RefSeq, a predicted model, not a curated record
AUGGCGAUGGUCAACCAUCCUUCCUCAGUAACCAUAGCAUGGUUCCUCUUGUUCUUGACCAUAAUCCACCAAUCAUUUUCUGCUCGAACUUUAGGUAACUCAUCACAGGGCAAUGGCGAUCAUCACGCCAACCUAGCAAUCAGCUUCUCCAUGCCAGAUGUGCUGAGCCAGAAACAUCCCUCGUCCAGGCCAGUAACAACUCAAGUAAAUGGUCAAAUUCCCUUCUCCAAACCACUAGGCUUUUUUCCACCUAUUGGAGGCAUUCCCUUGGCUAAUAUUGAUACCAUCCCGAUGACUGGAUUGCCAUCUCAAACCAUCGAUUUAGAAGGAAUCAGCAUGUCAUUUCCAGCCAUCGCGACUGUUCAAGAAUUGGAGCUGGGAACUGUGACAACAAUUAAUGAGGACAUAUAUGAAGGAUUCGUAUUUGGUUCGUCGUUGCUUGGCAAAGCACAAGGGAUUUAUGUUGCUAGCUCAGAACAUGGAAGCAGUCAUAUGAUGGCGAUGACAGCAAGUUUUAUAGGUAACAAGUACAAGAAUGCCUUGAGAAUUUUUGGGGUGCACAGGUCCGAUGUUAAUGAAUCACACGUUGCAGUUAUUGGUGGCACCGGGAAGUAUCAAAAUGCUAAUGGAUUUGCAACAGUCAAGACUGCGAAUAUCAGCUCCAGCUUGAAGGGUGAAGAGAGUGAAGAAGCGUACAAGCUCCUGCUGUUCAAUGUUUAUCUUGGUUAG